Messenger RNA from Sphenostylis stenocarpa, 942 nucleotides. Lineage: Eukaryota; Viridiplantae; Streptophyta; Magnoliopsida; Fabales; Fabaceae. The record is from the annotation of a GenBank genome assembly.
AUGAAUGCAUUGGCUUCACAAUGCAGCAGCGGGUGCGAGUCUGGUUGGACUCUAUACCUGGAGCACUCUUUCCAGCUGAACCACAAUGCCCCCUCACAUACUAGUUCGCAGUUUAUUGGUGAAGAUAAUGACGAAUACAAAGACAAGAAAGCUAAAAAGGAGGAGGUUGAGGAAGAGGACCUGUCUAUGGUUUCGGAUGCUUCUUCUGGGCCUCCACACUUUCCAGAUGCACAAGAUAAUGGAAGCUUUUACUCUGCAUCUAAGGCAGCGAAACUUGGCAAGAGAAGUAAAAAGAGGCAGAAGGUCAAGGAAUACCAACAGCUGCCUUCUUUUCUUGAUGACACUGCCAGCUCUCCUGUCUUUGAUCUCUCAAUGAACAAUGUCACAGUGACCAACCAGCAAACUUCCAACGAGAGCAUGUUAGAUUACUCACAUGGUUUCUCUGCUACUUAUUACGAGGAGAGAUCCUCAUCGCAAGAACACUUCGGCUUUUUAGAACCAUCCCUAUCAGAAAAUGGUGUUGAAAACAACUAUCUCUGCUAUUCAACUUGUGCGGUGGAAGAUACUGAAGAUCCAUGGAGGGCAGAAUCAUUGAUGAUGCAGAAGGAGGCUGAUCUCAAAAGGGAUUCUGUUCCUUUGUUUUCUUUUAUCGUAUAUUUUAGCUAUACAGCAAGUAACGUAAAGUAUUUCGAUGUGGACCCUGGACGAAGGAAAUUCAACUCUUGGAGCACAGUUCCUCCCACAGGUCACGUUGAUCGCCAAACUGGUCCAGUGUGCGAACGAUGCAAUGACAUAAAGCCAAUCACAGCAACGCAUCAAGAAAAUCUGGGAGUACAAAGCACCCCCGUUAUUUAUUAUCCAGGACAGGAUAGCAGUAAAAGAACAAAACUGCCAGCUAGUAGAACAUACAAGCCUGAUCUCCAACUAUCAUUGAAAGAGUAA